AUGAACAAGCUAAUGGGCCUACAAGGCUUGAAGAGCCUGGAUCAUUUCAAGUCCUUAUCAGGAUCUGCGAAAACUAUAUCAAUCUCUUCGCGCGUAUCCUCGGAUUCGGCUUCAUUUGGAAGCUUUGCCAAUUUGAAGCUCACUGCAGCAGAAAAAUUGGUCAAAGAGCAAGCUUCCGCAAAAACUGAUCUUGACUUGGCGAAUUCCAAGCUAAAGAAAUUGACAGAGCACGUUCAUGUGUUAGAAGAAAAAUUGCAGAAUGCGUUCAAUGAAAAUGCAAAGCUCCAAGUGAAGCAGAAAGAAGAUGGGAAACUUUGGAAAGGGCUGGAGUCAAAAUUUUCUUCAACGAAGACCUUAUGUGAUCAACUUACUGAAACUUUACAGCACUUAGCUGGUCAGGUUCAAGAUGCUGAAAAAGACAAGGCAUGUUUUGAAGACAAAUUAUCAGGAACUUCGGUAGCUCUUGAUAAUUUGCAUGACCAGAUGAAGUGUCUGUCGUUGAGGUUGGAAUCUUCAGAGGAAACCGUUAGAAAUCGUGAAAAAGAGCUGAAGGAACUUGUCAUUGAGAAACAGGAAAGAGAAAAAGCUUUUAGAGAUGAACAGUGCAGAGUGACUGGCAUCAUUGAAGAAAAAGAUUGUACGAUCAAGAAUUUUGAGGCAACUGUCACAGCUAAUGGAUUGACCAUGGAGAAUAUGAAUUCUAAGUUGGAAUCGCUGCAUCUCGAGUUGAAGUCAAAGGAGGAUGACCUCAACCAUUUGAGGGACUUCAAGGAGAACCUGGAGAAUGAAAAACGUGAUCUUUUAUCAAGCAACCAAGAGUUUUCUAACAAAGUAGACAUGGCACUUUGCAAGAUAAAGAACCUUGAGGAUUUUAUAAAUGUGCUGGCUGCAAAGUUGAUUGAAUUGGAUAAUCAAAGUUUGAGCUUUUCAGAGAAGGUUGUUCAGCUUAAUGCUUUGUAUGACUCCUGCUUUAAGAUGGGCCAGGAGGAGAGGCACAUUGCUGCUCAGAGUGCUCAGCAUAAAUUUGAUCAGCUUCAUGAUCAAACCUUGCGUAUUACAUCAGAAAAAGAUGCAGCACAGUUGGUUAAUCAGGAGUUGAACAAUAAGGUUAUUGAACUUCAGAAACAACAAGAAUUUGCAAUGGUGCAGCAUGCAGAAGAAUGCCGUUUAACAGAAGAGAGAAUUCAUAGGUUGGAGUCCGAAGCAGAAACUCUUCUUUCUAAGAGGACUGACAUGGAGAUUUUGAUCCCCAAAUUGCAGGAGAAAAUUGACACUUCAAUAGAGUCUUCAAGAUUAUCCGAGGAAAAAAUGCAAGAAUUGUUGUUGAAACUUUCAGCAUUAGAGAAUGAGAACAAAGAUAAUACAGAAAACCUACAAGCAGAGAUACAGAAGAAAAAUGAAGAAAUAGUUGUACUGCAGAAAGAGAUUAGGAUGCAUGAACAACAUGUAGAGGCACUAGAGAAACAAGUCAGUCAACUUGGUAGUACAUUAGAGGAGAAGGAACAGCUUGUUCUGCAAUUCAAGGACAAAGAGAAACAGCUGAAAGAUCAAAAAACAGAGGUUCAGGCCUUGCUAGUUGAUGCUGAAAGUAAGCUUACAGAAGCUAAGAAGCAAUAUGAUCAGAUGUUAGAAAGUAAGCAAUUGGAACUGUCAAGGCAUUUGAAGGAAAUAUCUCAGAAAAAUGAUCAGGCCAUUAACGACAUUCGGAGGAAGUAUGAGGUGGAGAAGCUGGAGAGUGUUAAUCUUGAGAAAGAAAAGGCUGACAAAGUUAUUGGAGAAAUGGAAAGAAAAUAUGACCAGAAGCUUGCAGAAUGCAAGGAGGAAUCAAAACAGUACUUGGUGCGGGUACAGGAAGAGCACGCUGCUUUGCUUAGUUGUCUUCAGCAGGAGAAUGAUAAGAAGGAAUCCAUUCUUAUAUUUGACCACAGUGAAGAGCUAAAGCGUGUCCAACUUCAAGCUGAAAAUGAAUUGAGAGAGGAAGACAGACAGAGGGCUUUAUUGCAAUUGCAGUGGAAAGUAAUGAGUGACAACGCACAAGAGGACCAGGAAGUGAAUUCCAAAAAGGUCUGA
This is a messenger RNA of Ilex paraguariensis (yerba mate), 2070 nucleotides long. NCBI's taxonomy places the organism in Eukaryota, Viridiplantae, Streptophyta, Magnoliopsida, Aquifoliales, Aquifoliaceae. The record is from the annotation of a GenBank genome assembly.